UAUCACGAAGAUGAGCGGAAGAGGCAAAACCGGAGGCAAAGCCAGGGCUAAGGCCAAGACCAGGUCAUCCCGCGCCGGGCUCCAGUUCCCCGUGGGUCGUGUUCACAGGCUUCUCCGCAAGGGCAACUAUGCUCAACGUGUGGGAGCUGGCGCACCCGUCUACCUGGCAGCCGUGCUCGAGUACCUCACCGCUGAGAUCCUGGAGUUGGCCGGCAACGCGGCUCGUGACAACAAGAAGACUCGUAUCAUCCCCCGUCACCUGCAGCUGGCCGUCCGCAACGACGAGGAGCUCAACAAACUUCUCGGAGGCGUUACGAUCGCUCAGGGUGGAGUGCUGCCCAACAUCCAGGCGGUACUUCUUCCUAAGAAGACCGAGAAGGCCGUCAAGGCCAAGUAAAGACUAAACCUCAGUCUCACUUUAUCCAAAGGCUCUUUUAAGAGCCACCCACUAAACUCUUCAAAAGCGCAUUGUCUUACAACUCUUAUAUGAAAGGUACAU
Molecule: messenger RNA, 499 nt
Organism: Osmerus eperlanus (European smelt)
Lineage: Eukaryota; Metazoa; Chordata; Actinopteri; Osmeriformes; Osmeridae
Product: histone H2A
Exons: 1
Coding region: 11-397 (128 amino acids)
Biological process (GO): heterochromatin formation
Cellular component (GO): chromatin; nucleosome
Molecular function (GO): DNA binding; protein heterodimerization activity; structural constituent of chromatin
Source: RefSeq, a predicted model, not a curated record